GACCCCCCCCCUCCCCGGGGAGACUACGGUAGAUCUCAGAUCGGAACUCUCAUUGAUCGUUUCUCUCGGGUUAAUAUACGCGGUCGCGAGGACGGAGGAAGCUCGAAUCGGUUCCUUUCUUGCUCAAUUCAGCCAGUGAGAAGGUCUUAUGAUCUGUUUCAUCGAGUACUUUUGUCCUUCCACUAAGGCUGUUGUGGUUGGUAUUUUGCAGUCCUGGUGUUUUUAAUAUGGGUGAGCAUUUGUGCUGUGACAAUUUGGGGAAAAGAGCCAUCAGAAAUGCGUUAGCUAGUACUUAUCAUUUCUCUCUCCUCCUUUCUCCUGUUGUUUCCUUUUGGGAUUGCAUUUUUCGUAAAAUCAGAUAUUCCUUCAGACCGGAAUGGGUGUAGGUUUGUGGUAUUAACCUUUCAAGUAGUCUUUAUAUUUCUGGCAAAGAAUAGUUGGGAAGAUUUUUGAAAUUUUAGGUUGAAGCUCUAGAGUGGUUUCAGAAGUCAUCUUGUCUGGGUAUUAGUCAUUUGAAUAAAUAAGCUGAAAUUGACAUCUUAGAGGGAUAAUUAGUCAAUGGAGAAAGUAAAAUGUGGUCAGGUAAGUCCAGUCUUGAAGAAAGGAAAAAAGAAGCAGGCCAAGGGUGAGUUGGAUCGCCUGAAGCAGGCUGAGAAGAAAAAGAGGCGCUUAGAGAAAGCACUUGCAACCUCUGCAGCCAUACGUUCUGAAUUGGAGAAGAAAAAACAGAAGAAGAUAGAAGAACAGCAAAGGUUGGAUGCAGAAGGUGCUGCAAUCGCUGAGUCAGUUGCUCUUCAUGUCCUUGUAGGGGAGGACACAGAUGAAUCCUGUCAUUUCAUGGUGAAGGAUGCUAGUGAACAUAGCCCAUGGGAGUAUUCACAUAGUAUUGAUCAUUUAAUGGGUUAUCAAGGCUUAGCAAAAUAUUCUUCUGGCAAUGGACUGGGGUGGGCAACCGAAGCACAUGUCCCUGCAUGGAAGUGUAACAAUUGGGGGAUCGGACUGCCAUUGCCAUCUCAAUUUCACCUGAAAGAUUUUCGCUCAUCAGCUUAUGAUGAAGCUGGUCGAGGAGCAGAUAUCUCUGCAGGAUUAGAGGCUGCACAGGCUGUUGCAUCACUGCAGAUUGCAGAAGAUUCACAUGGUGCUCGAUUUGAUGGUCAGGGAGCGGCAACUGUUGUUAUUAAUAAACUGCUGGGAGGCAGCAAUACCGGUGACAAAUUCAACAUUUACAGGAAGAUAUAACAUAAUUCUGAUAAGCUUGUAAAUAGCUAUAACAAAUUUCCCCUCGCUCUAGUGAGACUGCAUAUUUCUGUUGAGUUUUGUUCUAUAUCUUGCAAAAUGUUUGUAUUGUGAUAAUGUGUUUGAAAGAGGCUCUCAUUUUUAUGCAGUUUGGUAAUAACUAUAUGUAUAUUGGUACUUGUUCA
This is a messenger RNA of Musa acuminata subsp. malaccensis (wild Malaysian banana), 1421 nucleotides long. RefSeq lists its product as uncharacterized. NCBI's taxonomy places the organism in Eukaryota, Viridiplantae, Streptophyta, Magnoliopsida, Zingiberales, Musaceae. The record is from RefSeq and is a predicted model, not a curated record.